Lynx canadensis (Canada lynx) is the source of this 1488-nucleotide messenger RNA. It is a transcript of the gene WDR86, whose product is annotated as WD repeat domain 86. The transcript is spliced from 7 exons. The coding region runs from base 16 to 1488 and encodes 490 amino acids. Gene Ontology annotation, molecular function: protein binding. The record is from RefSeq and is a predicted model, not a curated record. NCBI's taxonomy places the organism in Eukaryota, Metazoa, Chordata, Mammalia, Carnivora, Felidae.
CGGCGGGCCGGCGGCAUGGGGGGCGGGGGGUCGGCCCUGAGGGUCUGCGCCGACCACCGCGGGGGCAUCAACUGGCUCAGCCUGAGCCCGGACGGGCGGCGCCUGCUGACGGGCAGCGAGGACGGCACGGCCCGGCUCUGGAGCACCGCGGACGGCCAGUGCUGCGCCCUCCUGCAAGGCCACGAGAGCUACGUGACCUUCUGCCACCUGGAGGACGAGGCCGCCUUCACGUGCAGCGCUGACUGUACCAUCCGGAAGUGGGACGUGCGGACCGGGCAGUGCCUGCAGGUGUUCCGGGGACACACGUCCAUCGUGAACAGGAUCCUGGUGGCCGACAACCAGCUGUUCAGCGGCUCCUACGACCGGACAGCUCGAGCCUGGAGCGUGGACAAGGGGCAGGUGUCCCAGGAGUUCCGGGGCCACCGCAACUGCGUGCUGACCCUCGCCUACUCCGCCCCCUGGGACCUGCCCGGGGCCCCCUGCGCCGAGGAGGCCGGGGGGCUGCUGGUGACGGGCAGCACGGACGGCACGGCCAGGGUGUGGCAGGUGGCCGGCGGCGGCUGCUGGCAGACGCUGCGGGGCCACACGGGCGCCGUGCUCUGCCUUGUGCUGGACACGCCCAGUCACACGGCCUUCACCGGCAGCACCGACGCCACCAUCCGCGCCUGGGACAUCCUGAGCGGGGAACAGCUGCGGGUGUUCAGGGAGCACCAGGGCCCCGUCAUCUGUCUGGAGCUCGUGAACCGGCACGUGUACUCGGGCAGCGCGGACAGGACGGUCAAGUGCUGGCUGGCAGACACGGGGGAGCGCGUGCGCACGUUUGCAGCCCACGGACACAGCGUGAGCGCCCUCAAAUACCACGCGGGCACCUUGUUCACGGGCAGCGGGGACGCCCGCGCGCGCGCCUUCGACGCCGAGUCUGGAGCGCUGCAGAGGGUGUUCCGCGGUCACGCCUUCGUCAUCAACUGCAUCCAGGUAGGCGCUCCCGCCCGGCUCCCGGGCUUUGAGCAAGGGCGAGUGCGUUCGCGCGACGUCGUCCGGAGCAAGCUGCGGGCCCGCGGCGGGAGGGCUGGCCCGGCGCCCCCGCAGCGACGCCCCCACGCGCCGCCCCGCGCCACGCAGGUGCAACGGCAGGUGCUCUACACGACUCGCACGACGGCAGCGCUGCAGCAUCUGGGCGUGCGCGGCCUCCCGUUGUGCGCGCCGCCGCCGCCGCGCCCCGCCGCCCCGCGCGCGGCCGCUCCCGCCUCUUCAGCAACAAGGGGCCUGCCGGCCAUGGGAGCUUGCCAGGGAGCUGAGGUGCAUUUCAGGGAGGAUGGGGAGAGGGACCACCUCGAGUACCUGCGCCAGUAUCUCUGCGUCGCUGGCAGAGAGGCAGCUCGAGUGACCAGACGCUCCCCGGUGGCACAGCCGAUGCCGUGUUCCUGCGUCAUCUCAGGUCCCCCGUCCUGUCCCACCACAACAGAGACUGGAACACACAAGCUGUGA